This is a messenger RNA of Dibothriocephalus latus, 936 nucleotides long. The record is from the annotation of a GenBank genome assembly. Lineage: Eukaryota; Metazoa; Platyhelminthes; Cestoda; Diphyllobothriidea; Diphyllobothriidae.
AUGGCUGCUGAUAAUGGGGCCGAGAUCGAUCUCUAUGACAAUAUCGAGGAGGAUUUCGUUCAGGAUUCUUCCGAGCUUACAGAACUGUAUGACGAUGUUAUCGCACCACCUUCAUCCGACACGACUAGCCAUAACGACAUCAAGCCAAAUUUGGCUACCCCUAGUGCCACACAUACGGGAAGGAGAAUCGCAACUUAUGUGGGGAAUCUUACAUGGUGGACGACCGAUGUUGACCUGUAUACUGCGUUCAAUAACCUAGGGAUAACAGAUAUUUUGGAAAUUAAGUUUCAUGAAAAUCGUCAGAAUGGGCAGUCGAAGGGAUUUUGCGUUAUCGUGUUCGGCUCGGAACAAUCUGUUCGUACUGCAAUGGAAAAGCUGUCAAAAAUCGAGAUAAAUGGCCAAACACCGGUUAUAACAUACUGCACUAAGCACAACCUAAGCCUUUUUGAAAAAGCUGCUGGCGGAGAAGGUUCCUUACCUAGUACAUCCGGUGCAAGAGAUCACGGAGCUAGUUCCACAGGCCUUCUCGGUGUUGCAUCAUCAUCUGGAACAUCUUUGUCGGGAACGCGGAGCGCUGACAACGGAAGACUGCCCCCACCUCUUAUGGGGACGCCAGCUCUCCCCGCCUCGCUGGGGUUCAGCAUGCGCGGCAACACAUCCUUGAUGGGUCGCGCUUCCGUUCCGUCAACACGCCAAUCGACUGCAGCUCUGCCGUUGGGCUUGUCAGGAAUACCACAGACCUUCCAAAGUGAGAUUCAUUGGUUCCUAUACUUUCUUUUAGGUCUUCUUAUGUCCAAUCCUCUGGGAAUUCUUCCAUCUGGGCUGCAGCAAAAUCAAGGUUCCGGGCUAAUUCCUCCUGCCUUUGGUCUUGGCGGUGGCGCUGCGACCUCACUGGCAGGCGCGAAUGCUCAUAUAAAUCCAAAUUUCUUCCAGCAA